GGAAUCUGUUUAUGAAUACCAAAAACCACACCAUUUUCGAGCUAAAUAUGUCCGACGAUUAUGUCAUAAGAUCGCCGAAACGUGACUAUGAGAUACCGGACACGUCUGUCGGCGCUUUUGUGGCCAAAGUGUUGGCACAACUCGACUCCCAAACCAAAUGUAUUGUCAAUGCCAUCGAUGGCUCACAAUUGACGGUCAAAGGGUUGACAACGAAAUGCCAGUCCAUAGCCUGGGCGUUGAUUAAGCGAGGGAUCACUAAAUCGGAUACUAUAUUGACGUUCGCCGAGAAUAGCACUGAAUUAGCGGUCGUAAUGUUUGCCGCAAUGUUUUUAGGCGUAACCCUAUACCCAAUUACACCCAUCGCUAAUGUCUACGAAUUGGAUCAGUUGAUGGACACAUUGGGACCACUUUUCGUAUUCACAUCCACUGCCAAAUCGGCGGUCAUCGAGAAUAUCAUAAGAAAACGCACGAACGAGAGGCAAAUGGUUAGGUUUGUGUCCGUUUUGGACAAUAACCACAAUAUAUACGUGCCGUACGAGCGGCUACUGGACGAGGGCUCGGGUCACACGCUGGACGCCAUUCCCUACUUCGCCGUUAAGCCCAAGAAAGACAUCGCUAUUUUGAUGCAGAGCUCCGGCACGUCGGGUGUUCCCAAGUCGGUGAUGAUCUCGCAUAAAGCGUUUGUGGCGACCCUCACGUCGUUCAUCAAACCUAAUGACGACGGCGCCGGCAAAUCCGCGCCCGUCUCCUACCAAAUGACUCAAUUCAGUUGCAUGUCUGGCCUGACGGUGCUGUUCGGGUACGCCAUAAGCGGUGUCACUCAAGUGAUCGCCGACGAGACCGAUGACCAGUCGGUGCUAAAAGCGAUCGAAACAUUUCGCGUAAACUUCUUGGGAAUCGUUCCGGCGUUCGGACAUAAACUCAUUUGCGGACAGUUUGUCGAUACAUACGAUUUGUCUAGUCUUAAAGCACUGUUAGCUUCCGGCGCCUCAUUCCCGGCCAAUGUGGGCAAACAGAUAAUACAAAAAUAUAGAGUUCCCUUAUUAGAAGUGUACGGAAUGACAGAAUACGGAGCCCUUACAGCUCCGGAUUUGGGAACCGCUGAAUACAUACCGGGAUGUGUGGGUCGACCCGCGGAUAACACCCUUCUCAAAGUGAUCGACUGCAGCGGUAAGAGUGUGGGACCCGAUGUAGACGGAGAGAUUUGCGUGAAGGGACCCAAACUGUUCUCCGGGUAUCUCAACAACGUGUUGGCCACCAAUGAGGCUAUCGAUGACAAUGGGUGGCUCCGGACGGGCGACAUCGGACACUACGACCGACAGCAUCGCUUCUAUAUCACCGAUCGGGUCAAAGAACUCAUCAAAUUUGGUACGAAACAGGUGUCGCCCGCAGAGUUGGAACAGUUCUUAUUGACACACGAGUCGGUGGCUGAGGCGGUGGUGGUGGGCGUCCCCCAUAGGACACAGACUCAGUGGCCCCGGGCUUAUGUCAGGCUCAAGACAAACAAAGUGGUCGAUGAGGAGGAACUGAAAAGUUUUGUGUCAGACUCGUUAAGUGAUAGCAAACAACUCAGGGCUGGCGUCGUGUUCGUGGACCACAUCCGGAGGACAACUGUGGGUAAAGUCGAGCGAAGAUAUUACAGACAAUUAGUGGCCAAUGAGUUGAUUGAGGACUGAGGGCACGAACGACUGAUAACUAGUUUGCGAAAUAAAUUUUAUUCAAAACUUUUUUAAACCCUUUCCGUGUGUUUCAUGUCUGACCGCUAUCUACCAGUGCCUGC
This is a messenger RNA of Oppiella nova, 1780 nucleotides long. NCBI's taxonomy places the organism in Eukaryota, Metazoa, Arthropoda, Arachnida, Sarcoptiformes, Oppiidae. The record is from the annotation of a GenBank genome assembly.